AAGCAAAAGCAUUGCGGUUUGAGUAAAGUAAAAUGACAAUUAACACUGGAUGUAAGUUUAGCGUGUAAUAUUAAUUAAUGCUGAAUAGCUGAUAAGAUUUAAAUGCUUAGGUUUACUUGAUUUUGUUUUUCUAAUAUGUGAAGAAACGUUGCCUACGCCGUCGCCUAACUCUUAGUAACAGUGAAAGCGAAAGUGAUGUUGGGUACAAAUUGUAAAGCCACGUGAUAACACAAAUUUGUACUUUCACCUGACUUCGUGGGCAGUCAUGUGUUUAUUUGCUGAUAAACUGUCAAAGUGACUUUGAAAUAGUGGAGAACCGAAGUUAAUUAAAUUAACUCUACUAGUAUUUUUACAAACUAUAAUCUGUACAUUUUAAUGAAAAAUGUGAAAAUGCCAAAAGAAAUUUCGUGAGAAUGGAGCUUUACAGUUUUGAUCUCCAGUUUUUGCGACGUCUCUUUAAACUUAUAACGUACUUGUUUCAAAGAAAAGUCGUGCAUUUCUUGUUUUUGUUUUUACUAUUUUUGGCUCUUGUGGAAGAGUUUGUUGUUUACCGAGUAGGACUUAUUACUAGUGAGUAUUACAAAACGCUUGGUGAAAAAAAUUGGGCGGGGUUUUGGUUGCAUACAGUUAAGGCUGUUUCCCUUAUUUUCGCAAUUUCGUUUGUAAAAAGCAGUAGGGAAUAUACCGCUUCUGUCCUUUACGUUUCAUGGAGACAGUUGUUGACACAAGAACUUCAGAAAUUAUAUUUUGCUGGCUUUAACUACUAUAAAAUAAAUGUUGUGAAUUGUCAUUUGGAUAACCCUGACCAAAGAAUAACCCAAGAUGUUGAGAAAAUGUGCAAAGCAUUAAGUACAGCAAUUCCAACCAUCAUUGUUUCACCAUUUACCAUUGCAUACUAUAGUUAUACCUCGUAUGAAACAUCGGGUAUCAUUGGACCUGGUGCAAUUUUGUUGUUUUUUGUCAUUGGAACAGUAAUUAACAAAUUUUUGAUGUCUCCUGUUGUGAACAAAGUCUUCUUACAGGAGAAGUAUGAGGGCUUUUUUCGUUUCAAACACAUGCACCUUCGAACUUAUGCAGAAUCUGUUGCUUUUCAAGAUGCUGGUCACACAGAACUCUCUCACACUAGUCACAAAUUAGCCAGUCUGGUUGAAGUUCAACAGCAAUUAUUUAUCAAACAAUAUCCUCUGAGUCUGUCAGUCAAUCUUUUUAACUAUUUGGGUAGUAUAAUAAGUUUCAUGGUUUUAGCUGUACCACUGUUUGCAGGAAAAUAUGACUCUCUUUCUGGACCUGAUCUUAGUGCUUUGAUUAGCAAAAAUGUUUUUGUUUCUAUAUACCUUAUUUCUUGUUUUAGUCAAUUAGUUGAUCUAUCCACAGUCUUCACAACAAUUGCAGGAACAACCCACCGUAUAGGUGAAUUGCAUGAAUAUUUGACAAUGUUAAAUGAAAGACAAAAUGAAGUUAGCCAUCUAAAAGCCAACAGUGAACUUGAUUCUGAUGAUGGGGAAACAUUAUUCCAGUUGUCUGAAGUGUCGUACAUGCCACCAAAUGGGAAUACCCCACUAGUUGAAGGACUGACUUUCUCAGUAGUUAAAGGAACAAAUAUUGUUGUCAUGGGUGCAAGUAGCAGUGGAAAAACUUCCUUGUUAAGAGUGUUAAAAAACCUCUGGCCUAUUUCUGGUGGUUCAUUGCAACGCAGAAUUACUUUUACUCCAUCACAAGUUCUUUUUCUCCCUCAGAAACCUGUUAUGACUGAUGGAUCAUUAUACCAACAAAUAAUUUUUCCACUGGAAGAAGCUAUUCUUUACCAAAGCUCGCUUGAGAGAAAACAGGAAGUUGAAAGAUAUCUUUCCUUGACUGAUCUGAAUCACAUUUUGGAUCGUGCUAAAGGACUAGACACAACAGUUGAAUGGAACUGGGAAGAUGUUCUGUCUCCGGGAGAAAUGCAGCGACUUUCUUUUGUACGAUUGUUUUACCACUGUCCUCAAUUAGCAGUCCUGGAUGAGGCUACAAGUGCAGUGGGUCAAGAAAUGGAAGAGGUGUUGUACAGACAGUGUAGUAACCUUGGAAUCACUCUUCUUAGUGUUGGUCACAGACAAACUUUAACCAAAUAUCAUGACAAGAUUUUAUGGUUUGAUGGAAAAGGAGGAUGGCAGUUUCGAAACUUGCAACCCAAUAAAAUGGGUGAUACUGUGCCAGGCGUAAGCACGUAAGUUUUUGUAUAGAUUAGCUGCUUGACUCAUGAUCAAAUAUACUCCUGAAUUAUGUUACCAAAAAAAAUACUCAAACUUUUAUGCAUGACAUACCUGAAGGAAAUUUCAUGUACAUUUCAAACUUAAGAUUAAUUUUGAUAUCUUGUUCAUAUUAUCAUUAUCCAAAAACUCAUCCAUCAUAGAUUAAAAAAAAAACUUUUAAAUUUAAACAAAACCCAGGUAAAUGUACCCCGAAGCAUUGAAAAACAAAUACUUCUUUAUAAACAAAAUUCCCUUUUAUAGUAAAUAUAUUGAUAAUAAAUAAUACAAAUGUGUGAAUUUUGAUCUAAUUCCUUAACCAUCUAUUUAAAGCUGUUUUUCUUGAGUAUUUUCAAGAUAAAUUAUUCAAGAUCAUAUCAAAGAUCUCCAGUUGAAAAUUCUGAAGAAUUUCAUGAAAUCUAUGAUAUACAACCAAACACUGCUCCUGAACAAAAUUUUAAAAUGUUUCUUAUAUUUUUAUUUUAGUAUUUUACAUACUGUAUUAGCUUAACCUGUCAGAAAAUUAGAUGUAUUAAUAUUGGAAAUAACUGUAUAGUAGCAGAAUUAAAUUGCCUCUCAUAAACACAACUAGAUAUUUGUGUUAGGAUUCUUUAGUCUUAUUCAAUUAAGUACAUGUAGUUACAAACUAAUUGAGAAAAAAAAGACAGUUAGGCUCUAUAAAAGCAAUAUUUAUGUUGGUGUGUUGCUUAAGAGAAGUAUGUAAAAACUAUGCUCUGAUAGUAAGCAUAAUCCACAGCAAACAUAAAUUUGCCUUAGAAUUAGCAUUUUUCUGUGCCAGAUAUGAAUAAUGAAACAAAAUGUGUAUUUGAAAAAUACAAAUCAUUUAUCUUGUGAAAUAAAAAAAAACAUUAUAGCUGAUUAGUACUAAUUGCAAUGGAUUAAAACAAAAUUAUUAGCCAUUAGAGAUUUGCCUUAAAAUGUACCUUAACGUUACAAGUCUCACAGCUUGAAGCUGUACUACCUUAUGUUACUAUUAUGUUGUGGAAAACUGUUUCUCUAUCCAUAUCUGUACAUGUAUGUGUUGUGGUCAGUUGCAAAGUUUGUAAAAUCAAAAGGCAUUGUAUAUUUAUAUAUAAAGUAUUUGUGCCAAAUUUGAGACAUCUAAAUCUGCCAAGGUAAUUUUUUAUGUAUAAAAUUUCAAGAAUAUAGGAAACCUUCCAGAGCAUUGUGUGUUAAUAACUUGGUUAGAAUUAGGGACACUGCAUACUGUGUACCAUAAGAUGAUCAAAGUAUUUUGACAUGUGAAAAUUGGAAUUUUUUUAGUCAGUAUUUGUUGUAGAAUUGCUCAAUUUUGGUUAACUAACCAUCAUAUUGCUGUAGGGACUGAUAGUGUCCUAUUUAGAUGAGUGUUAUUAAUUAAUGUCUAUGUAUUUUGCAAUAAACCAUUAGAAACCACUCAGAAGUAUUCCCACCAGUCAUAGUCAGAAUACAUGUAGGCAUUAUGGAAACAAAUUAUUUUGUGAAUAAUUGAACUGUGUACUGUUAAAGCCAGGAUGCCUUAGUUUUACCUCCCAUACUUAGUUAAUAAUUACUGUCACAUCCAAACAUAAUAAAAAAAAAAUUUAGGUGUAUACAGUUUCUGCUGGGUAAAAAAGCAGUUUUUAAUCUUCAUUGUGAUAAUUAAUGGAAUUUAAAAAUUUUAAUUUUUGCAUAUCUUGGCAAAAAGAAAGUAUGCAGAAUAAGGUAUAAAAGGUCCCAAAUAUAGAUGCUUUUAUAAAUUAGCAUUUGUAUAAACAUUUAACUUGUAGAUCAAGAUUGAUGCUUUUUAAAUUAGCAAUACUUACUGUUCUUGUCAAACUACUACUACCAGAGAUAAUAGAUACUUGUUUAUUUGCAAACAAACACCUCUAAAAUAAGAGUUGGAAAUGCCAGACUAUUUAUAAACAACUCUUAUUAAUUAUUUUAUUUGCAGACUUUCCAUUGGAUAAGAAUAAUUUAUUCUGUAUAAAAUAUUUAGAUUGCAGGACUCGUUUCUAUGGUCAUUGUUUUAAACUUUUUUCUAAACAUAUAUGGAACAAGUUAGGUGGUUUUAAAUAUUAGAUUAUAAAGUUGGAAUAACACAAAGCUGGAAACAACUCCAACCCAUCAAGUAAUACAAACAAGCUUAUGUAAAAUUUUUAGUGUAGGAAUUUCAUAAGGAAAUGAUUUUCUUUCUUGAAGUUUUUUAUUAUUUAUGAUAGAUUGCUGAUUCAGAAACUUAUACUUCUGUUCUCUUUCUACAAUAAAAUUAAUAGUUUUAUUAUUUUGUAUGCAAUAUUGCCAAAAAUAGCUUCUCAAAUGAAUGAAAAAUUCUUACCAAAACAUUUAUUAGUUAUUUUAAAUAACAUAUGCAAUAUGUUUUAAUGGUAAACAGAAGAAAAGAUGUGGGAAACCAUUAUGCUGUGAAUGAAACUAGCUUUUUAAAUGUAUUUGUAUAAUACUAAUAAAUUAGCAGAUAUACAAAUUAUAAUUGGAACAUCUUCUGGUAAAGUGUUGGAUAUAUAAUAUUGUUUUUUGUCAUUUUUUGAAACUACCGUAUUGGCCUGAUUAUAGGACAAUAUUGAAUAUAAGGCAACCCCCAUUUUUAGAAAUCAUGGGAAAGAAAAAAAUUGAGUGUCAUAACUUUUUUAGGUCCACAAAAUCAAUGCUAUAACUGAACAGUCUGCAGGUGGAAUUAGUUGCAAUAAUUAGUGCUGACCUUGAGCAAACAUCUGGUGUACAUGUGUAAACGGAUGCUAUCUAGACAGACUAGAAUAGGGGGAAGGGGGCUGAGGUCAGCUGCAAUUUUAAUGUGAUUAUGAAUUUUACAGCCUAAUUAUUAAUAAAAAAACUUCACCUUAUAAUUGAGCCAAUAUGAUAGUUUUUAUAUUUUAUGUACAUGUGCAGUCUGUUUGCUUCUGUAUUAAACAACACUGACAUAGCUAGGCUUUUGAUUUUUAAUCAGAUGAAUUUAAAUUGUUGUUUUUUAAAUACUUCACACUUUAAUUUGGGCUUGUCAAAACUGUAAGUUUAAAACACACCCAAGGGUUAAAGAGAAAUGUUUGUUGAUAUGUGAAAAAUGCAUAUAAUGAAAGAGUCGGUAAUUAAUACUUGUAACCAGCCUACAAAGUUGUGUUCAUAAGAUAAACAGUUAGGAUAUUAUGAACACAGUAGGUAUAUCUUCAGUUAGUUUGACAUGACAAAUUUAAUGUAAAUUUUGUUAUUACUGAUAGUCAGGUCUUUUGGUGUAAAAAGUGUUCUUUAGUGACUCCUAGUUUAGAAAAUAUAUGCUGAUGAUCUGUGUUUUUAUUACAGAAUAUUUUCUUGUGUAACAAUAUUAAAAAUUAAAUUUCAUAUUAUUUGAGAUAUACAUAUAUAAAGUGAAAAUAAAUAUUCAAGCACAUGCUUUUUAAGAGCUAGUUUUGUGUAUAUUAAAUGUGGAGCUUGGUAAUCAAAAAUAUCAUUUCCAUGUUUAAUAUCAUUACAAGUCCUUGGAAUAAAAAUUGUAGCCCCUAGUAUUUUAAUGUAAAAAAAAGUUAUUGGAUGUACCAGUAUUUGUUUUUUUUCUUCUACAAUACUUAAAUUGAUUUUUUAUUUAAAGCUAUUGGAACAGUCUACUGAAGUGUUUAAAAAAAUUAAAACUUUUUCAAUGACUCCAUUCUCCUGCCUUUUUCAAUGCUUAAAAUUGCAAGGGAUUAUUUUGAAACAUAUCUUACUCAUAAGGUAACAAAAGACUUUAUGCAUAGUGGCCAGAUCUAAUAUGAAAGCUUUUGUCUAUGCAAUAAAGAUGUAAAAAUGUAGUAAGGAAUAAUUAAAGUAGUUUGUUUUAGUGUAUAAUGUUUGAUAAUUUCACAUGUUGUGUUUUUAGAGCUGUAGUAGUAGUAGUACUUAGCAAAAUGGUCAUAUUAAUGUUUUAAAUAUAAAUAAUGCUAUGUUGCAUGAAUAAUAUGCAUUUGUAUAUCAGGGUGGUCCAUUUCUACUGUAAGAAUAUUUGUUGCCUUUUUGUACAUCUCUUAAUAUCACACACACAAAAAAAAGGUGGGGGUUGGGAAGUUUUACAUUGAGAAUUUCAGGGUGAUUUUAUUCUGCCUUCUCACAACUGGCUGCAGACAAGGAAAAGCAGUAUUGAGUUGAGGUUGUAGCAUUCAACUCCAAACCCUCCACUGACUUUCAUGACAUUGGUGUCUGGAUCUUGAUUGAUAGAUAGAAUAUAUCUAAUACAUUUGGGUGCUAUGGCCACAGUCAUUAUCCGUUAUGACCUAAAGAUGACAAUGAGGACUGGUAAUGAAAGAAUUUUUUUUUUUCGUUGUGUGUGUGUGUAUACACACACAAGUAUGAAUAUAAUUAUAAAUAACUUCUUAGAUUUCAUAUAUUGAGUUAAUUUACUGUAAAACUGUUGACCCUCUACCAGUGAUUUCUUUGAAUUCAGACUUAACGUGAUUUAAACAUAUUACUUGCAAUGCAAACCUCUUUAGCUGCACUUCUGCCAUCAUGUAAAAUUAUUUUUUAAUACCUUUACAUGCUUUAAGGAAUAUCCACAUAUAAUGUGAGAGUUCUAAGUUUAUAGCAUUACUUAUCAUAUCUAGAACCAGACUAAUGACAGGUGUGAUCAGUAUCCACAUGUAAUAUAUGAAUCUCCAGUACCAAUCUGGUGAGAGGAGUGAUAAAUAUACACACAAGAAUAAUACUAUACAUUCUUGUGUUUAUUUAACAACAAUUAAUAAUUACCUGCAGAAUGAUUUUUAAUAAAACAUGCAUAGUUAAAUUUUGAUAAAAAUAAGUUUGAGACAUGUAUUUUAUAAAAUUAAUUUGUUCAUAAAUUCAUCAAUCACAGCUACAUCUUAGACCAUCACAUCUUGAGGAGAAUAAAGAAUUUUAUUAGAUGAUUUACUAAUAGUUGCGUGCUCAAUACUUCAUCAACAUAUGCAUUAGGGAGAUGAAAACAGAAGCAUGAUUUAAAGAUAGGUGAGAAAUUCGUUCUGAAUAAGGAGAUAAGUAUGAGUGAUUAAUACUAACUUUUGACCAGAUCAAGCUAUGUACUUACAGCAAUAUUAAAAAAUAACCUGGCACUCAGUACAUCUAAUUAAAUAUAAUUUUUGUACACUCUUACUUAUAAAGAUUAGGCUAUAAUCCUAAUGAUAUCUCACAUGGGUAGACCAGCUUAGAAAAUUUAAGUUUGUCCUAAAAACGUAUAUUAAGGUAACAAUGCAUAAAAGAGUCUAACCAAUACUAUUAAUUAAAGCAACAAUAAAUAUAUAUUUUAUGUAGGGAACACAAACACAAGUUGAAUUAGUGUAGUAGCAUUAAUUUUCUUUGAAAAAUGUAACAUCAAUAUAAUGCCUAAAUUUUCUCUAAUUCACCCUAACAUAUCUUGACCAAUGAAAACUCGUUAAACCAUGCUGCAAUAUAACUUUUAAAAGUGUGGUAUCUGUUACAAAUUUAACAGAUUUUGUUGCCACAAGUUUAAAAAAUUAGGAUACCUAGGUUAUUUCUGCUGUGAUGAAUAUACAAUGAAGAAUAAUUCUGUGAGGUUUUUUAUGUAAGGGUAAUCUGCAUGGAUCAAGAGAAUUUACAGAGUCUGUUUGGUUUGUAUUGAAAGGCAAGUGAAUUUCUCAUGUACAUAUCCUCUAACAAAACCUUAAAAUAUUUUCCUACUGGUAGGGGGCUUUUUCCAUGUCCUUCAGCAAGAUCGUUCAUUGGAAUCUCAUUAGAAAGGAUCCCACAAUCCCUUAUAAUAUGCUCAUUUUGAACACUAUUUUCACACAAGGUAAAAUUUUAUAAUUAAUUAAAACUGUUAUAAUUCCAAACAAUAUAAUUUACUGAGGCAUACUGAACAGUAAUAAGCAGAGCUUCUCCUAAGGAUUUUUUUCAACUGCACAAUUAUAUUUUUUCAUUUUUUAAUACAUGAUGCCUUAUUGCACCUCAUGUAUA
Molecule: messenger RNA, 8138 nt
Organism: Limulus polyphemus (Atlantic horseshoe crab)
Lineage: Eukaryota; Metazoa; Arthropoda; Merostomata; Xiphosura; Limulidae
Product: ATP-binding cassette sub-family D member 4-like
Exons: 3
Coding region: 414-2210 (598 amino acids)
Biological process (GO): very long-chain fatty acid catabolic process; fatty acid beta-oxidation; peroxisome organization
Cellular component (GO): peroxisomal membrane
Molecular function (GO): ABC-type transporter activity; ATP hydrolysis activity; ATP binding
Source: RefSeq, a predicted model, not a curated record